This is a messenger RNA of Poecilia latipinna (sailfin molly), 1229 nucleotides long. RefSeq names its product neuroligin-3-like. NCBI's taxonomy places the organism in Eukaryota, Metazoa, Chordata, Actinopteri, Cyprinodontiformes, Poeciliidae. Bases 722 to 1219 code for a protein of 165 amino acids. The transcript has 2 exons. The record is from RefSeq and is a predicted model, not a curated record.
UCAAAGGCAGAUGGGUUGCACCCGUCAACAAAGCGCUGGGCUCGCAUGAGUGCUGUCCGAGGUCGAAGGUGUUUAGUUGAUGGUUUGUAAAUUGGAAAUGAGUCGGGGUUUUUUUCUCUCUCUCCCUCCCAUACUGUUUUAUUUAUUUUAUUAUUAUUAUUAGUUUUUGGGGAUGGGGGGGAUUUAAUGCACUGGCGUAUCCCGGUGGUUGCCUGGUAACGCGCUGGCAGUGGGCGCCGUAGAGAGAUCUGUGUGGUGGGCGCUCCAUUAAAACCGUUGGCGCUCCUGACCUUGGCGUCGUGAAUGCGCAAAGCACACAGGCUGUGCGAAGUGGCAGAUAAGAGCGAAGAUCCGUGUGUUUGAUAUCCUAAAACCGGAGGAAUAUUCUACACAGAUCCCCCACCACCACCGCCACUUCCACCGUCACCUCCUUCUCCCCUUUCUCCAGCUCCUCGUCUUGCAUCCUGACUAACGGGAAUGGUAUGGAGGAAAAUGUUGGGAUGGAGCGCGUUUCAGCUGGUGUAGAAGCAGAUCUAUACGCACUGCCAUGAAAACACGUAGCAGGGCAGAUCCAUUCCUGACCGAGGCGCAUCCGCAUUCGAUAACUAUUGGAUUUCAAGACGAAUCGAGUGAUGCCUGUUUGACUGGGUCAGUGCAGCGGGUCUAAUCAGACACUAGAGUGUGCAUUUGUGUUGUGUAACAGCACUGUCCUGCCCAGACCAUGUGGCUGGCUACACUCAAAGGCCAUCUGGCGCCUGCACACCUGCUCCAUCAGCAAGGGACUGCAACCGUCGCUCACUGUGCUCUUCUUUGGUGGAUGUUAUGCUCCUCCUGGUCUUUGACCAAAGCCACAAGCCAGAAAUUCUACCCAACUGUGACCACCCAGUUUGGGAAACUGCGGGGCCUCCGGGUGCCCGUGCCCAGCGAGGUCCUCAGACCCGUCGAUCAGUACCUCGGGGUCCCCUACGCCGCUCCGCCCGUCGGCGAGAAGCGCUUCAUGCCCCCCGAGCAGCCCUCGCCGUGGUCCGGGGUCAAGAAUGCGACCCACUUCAUGCCCGUGUGCCCGCAGAACAUCCACAACACGGCGCCGGAGAUUAUGAUGCCCAUAUGGUUCACCUAUAACCUGGACACAGUAGCCACGUACAUUCAAGAUCAGAGCGAGGACUGUUUGUACCUGAACAUCUACGCGCCGACGGAGGAUGGUGAGUGGGUGGGGUAAAAAAAAAUAC